CAGCAGCGGCGGCGGCGGUGGCGGCUCGUCCCACACCGGCCUGUCCCAGUGACCCGUCAGUGAGCCCCGGAACCGGCCGGAACCAGCCGAGCGCGCGCGCCGCCGCCCGUCCAGCCGGUCCAUCCGGGCUGGGUCACUGCCCCCAGCUCUGUGCUCCGGAGACGCCGCCCGACCCGGAGUCGGCCGGAAACUGCUCUGGCAGAAUGCACCAGGUGCACCUCCUGAGAGCGGGGGUCAGUCUGUCACUGGCGGUGCAUCUUGGAGCGUCGGCGCUCCGCUGGCUGGAGAUACUCGAAGAGGAAGAGGAGCAGCUCAGCAACCCUCGAGCUGCGUGGUGCGAGUCUGCCGCCCAGCACCAUCACCACAGCCCCAGCCCCAGCUCCUCUCUCUCCUGUCCAGAGGGGCUCUCAGAGCAGCCGAGGCGGCGCGGCCUGGCCGGGUCGGACGCGUCCCAGCCAUGUAUCGGCUGCUGUGGUGGACGGCGCUGGCGGCUCUGCUGCCUGCUGCGACACGCGGCCAGGGCGGUCAGUUUGAACUGACUGUCAUCCAGUACCAGCACCCGGUCACCGAUAAACAGGACGUAUACACACAACAGGUAGCCGAUGCCAUUCGACUAGCCCGCAGUCACGGUCAGGGUAAUGUGCUAGUACUAAACACCGGCGGAACGAGACGGGCGAUGCGGAGACAGUUCCGGGUGCCCGAUGUCAGCCCGGCGGCCACGGCCUUCUCGAAGGAGGACUUUAACGGCGGCAUCAGCUCGCUGAUGGCGCGCGUCGUGGGCUCCCCGGAGACGUUCGUCGUGUCCAACAUCAGGUCCUCGCUGCUGCGCCGCUUCGUCGCCGACUCGACGGUCGUCGACAUCGGCGGAAAGACUGUCGGAGUCGUCGGAUUUGUGUCGCGCUAUUUGAACCAAAAGCUUCUGGACGCCGGCAGCAUGCCGAUCGUGGCCGAGGUGCCCGCCGUCCAGCGCGAGGUGCGACGGUUGAAGGAGCGGGGCGUCGACAUUGUCAUCGCCCUGGGCAGCGCCGGACACCGCAGGAACGCCGAGAUCGCCCGCGAAGUGCGCGGGCUGGACGCCGUGGUGACCGGACCGGUGGAGACCCGCGCGGCCGCGACAGAGUCCUUCCCGCAGGCGAUUGAGCAGCCGUGGGGCACUGUGGUGCCGCUACUGGAGAUUCCCCUGGCCACCGACCACCUAAUCGGCAUCACUCGCCUGCUGUUCGACGAUACCAACCAGGUCACCAAGGGAGUCGGCAUGUUCACCGUCGCCGACGGAACCAACAGAGAUGCCGUGGAGCAGAAGCAGCUGGCUCUCCUUGAGAUGGACACUGUGGAGAGCUCAGGCCAGGGCCCCGCCGAGGCACUUGAAACUCUGGGUGUGGCGGCCAAUCAGUACUCUGAGGAACAGGCUGUCGCCGGCGACGUUCCGCCGCCCUCUGUGGCUGACGUCGUGACUGCCACCAAUGUCGAGUCCGCCGACGGAGGAAACGGCGCAGACGAGGUGUUCAUUCCGGAGAAUCAGCCGUUUGUUCCACCGUUCACUGCGGCAGCGACUGAGGGCGACGAUGUGGUCAGAGGGACGGAGAAGGGACCGCUGUCAGCGCAAGGAGCGUUGGCGUUGAAGGAACAACUCGUUGAGCAGGCGGAAGAGGAAGAGAAGCCAGAAGAACAGGUGAAAGAAGAUGCUUCGACCAGUGACACCGAAGCGACUGUUGAUGCCAAUGAUGAUGUGAAAGACGCGACAGCUAAUGAGAACCAAGCGGCAGCUGCUCCUGCCGCGGCUGAAAUCUCUCCUGAUCAGAACACCGAAACGUUGACGGCGGCUGAGGUUCAGGAUCUCAAGAGCGACCUUGGUCCCCUUACUGCCGCUCAGGUGGAAGCUCUCAAGGAUAGGUUUGUUGUCGUUAACGAAGCAGAGAACCAGCCAGGCUCCGCUGUGCUUGUCGAUAAAAACAGCAUGGGCAUGACGCAGAGCUCGAGCGGAACGACGCCAGUAAAAGAGACAAGUGAUGAGACUAGUGAAAAGGAAGCAGAAGCUCCUGUGGCCGGUGAGACUGCUGAGACGUCGGAAACUUCAGACGAAUCUGCAGUAUCUCUUGUCCAGAACGCCAGCAAGGAUGAUGAUGCAACAACCAUGCUCGUCAUGAAGGACAAUAAUGCCGAAUCUGGAAUGCCACCGGCGCAAACAGUUGCUGUGAGUGUCCAGCUUGGCGAUGCUCCGCAGACGGCUGAUUCCGAGAAGGAAAUCAGUGAGACUGGUGAGUCGGAUGCAGAUCAAGCUAUGGAAGAUAUGGAGAAGGAUACGCCUGACUUGAGCAUGGCUAGCGACCCUUCCACUCCUGCGCUAGACGAGACAACCGCUGAAGAAAUUGACGCAGAAGUCGAAGGCUCUGGCAACCAGGACGAGGUUGAAGCAAACAGUGAUGAAGUCCCAGCGCCAGGAACCGAGGUUAAUGACGCCAAUGAUAUUCAGCCUGAGGCAGUUGAAACGCCAUCAGAAACAGUUAUUGCAUCUGAAGAACCGGCUCCUAUUCAAUCCGACAACGUAUCGGCCGACGGCAUCCCGGAAGUUGCAGACACCGAGGGCGCCCUUCCGAUGAACGACGUCGCUUCUAGCAGUAAUACGGCCGAGCCCGUUCCGCCAGUGUCUGAGACCAUGGCAACUUCCGAGACUGCUGACAGCGUCCAGGAUGAAGCAAGCGUCGAAGCUGUGGACACUGUUUCGGACUCUGACGCUGCCAGUGUCUCUUCGGAGAUUUCUGACGAUUCUGCCCAGAACUCGGAGGCUAGCGAAGCUGUGCAGACCGCAGAUAUUGCCCAGGAUCCUAUUAUCCAGGCUCCAAGUAUCGAAGGCAGUAUGGUCGAGGUUCAGGGCGAGACUUCUGAUAAGAUGCCGAGUGAUGCCAACGUUUCUCCGAGUGAAGCUGCCGAUGUGGCUGCUGCUGUUGAUGAUGAUCAGAUCCUUGGCACGUCUGAGGAAGCUGCUGGUAUCGGAAUCACUUCCCAAGAGGAUGGAAUUUCUAGUGACACUCCGAAUGCUCAGGAUGCGAUUGAGCAGACCGUCAACGAGUCUCCCAACACUAUUGUUGCUCCGUCAGACGCUGAACAAGACCCUUCUCCUGUUCCUCCUGGUGAAGCGACCACCCCUGUCGAUGUUCCUCAGGAACAACUUAUCAACGAAGAAUCUCAGGCCGUUGUCCAAGACCAAGCGCCAGUAACGUCGCCCGAAAUCCAGAAUACUUCUCAGGAGUCGAUUGCAAGCCCCGUGCAGGAUCAGACAUCAGCAACCGAUGGUGAAAACGAACUUCAGCAAUCCACGGAUCUCACCCCUGGCACAGGAGUCGGCAUUGAGUACCCGGUUCAGGCUUAUGACGAGGAAGACGCUGGACAGAACCUCCAGUUCAUCGAUGCAUCGCUUUUCAAUGCACCAGAGCCAUCUCGUAUCGGAUCUGUGGCUGGCGUCCUGGAUGCCAUUCAAGCGAUUGUUGGAGAGACGAUGGACAGUGGCCCGACCAAUGCGAUUUCGGAGUCGAAGAUUGACGAAGAGACCUCACCCGAUGACGCUCAGCCAGCUAUUCCUAAUGUCUUUGAUGUCACCGCCGACGCUGCGAACACAGAUAGCGAGCCAACUGACGUCUCCACCGUCGAAGAGGCGCAGAAGGAACCUCAAAUGGACGAUGCUAGUGAGCCUGUUGCGUCAACCCAAGAUACUGGUGCUGCUGUGGGAGACUUGAACCUUCAGGCCGGUGUGGAAGGCGAACCCGCCACUGCAAUUUCCAGCACCGAAGAGCAGGUCCCUGAAACAACCGGUACCGGGUCUCAGCAACUGAAUGCCGACAAGUUGUCCGAGUUGAAGGAAGAGUAUCUUUCAGGACUAGCGGAGAAGGAGACUGAAGAUAUAGGAGAGCCAGCUCCGGUAAUGUCUGAUGAAGAAAAACUGGCACAGCUCCAAGCUCAGUACACUAAUGGUGAAACUCUCGACAGCACAUCAGGAAGCCAGGCAGACGAUAACAAGGAAUCGUCAGCUGCGGAUGAGGGCGAGGAAGGCUUGGUCAGCAACACUGCAGAAGCUGAGCAACUGCCUGAGGAUGACGAAUCAGUAACCAGCCUCCAGGAAUCUCAGGACAGCAAGGAACCUGGACCCGUCGGAACUAGUCCAGGCAUCGAGGUGAGCCCUGAUUCUGGUCCUGCUGUUGCGACCAACAACGCUGAGACCGCUGAUGCAGGCUCAGAGUCUGAACCUGCUGAAGUGAACCCAGUUUCCGAAGCUGCUGAGGAUAGCCCAGAUACUAUGCCUGUUGAAGCGAGCCCCGAUGCAGAGACUUCUGGAGUGAGUUUUGAUGCAGAGACAGUCGAAGUGAACUCGGAUACUGAGCUUGCUGAAGUGAUCUCCGAUGCUGGAAUGACCUCAGACACUGAGUCUGCUGAAGUAAUCUCCGAUGUUCAGCCCGCUGUCGGAAACACCGACGCAGAGACUGUUGCAGUGAACCCAGACUCUCAGGCUGCUGAAGUGAUCUCUGAUGCUGAAGCCGCUGAAGUCAGCUCUACCUCUGCCACUGCUGGCCUCAGCCCAGCUUCUGAGACUGUUGAAGUUAACUCCGAUGCUGAGCCUGUGGCAGUAAGCUCCGAUGCUGAACCAGCUGAUAUGAGCUCUGCUGAUGAGUCUGUGCCAAUGAGCUCUGACACAGAGCCCGCUGAAAUCAGCUCCGAUACUCAGCCCGCUGAAGUCAGCUCUGAUUCCGAGUCUACUGACGAUAGCUUCGAUACUACCGAAGGCUUUGUUCCAGAGUCUGUUGAAACGAAUUCUGACAUCGAGACCGCCGGAGUGAGCUCGGAUGCUCAGUCAGCGGAAGUGAGCUCUGAUACUGAUACUCCUGAGGUCAGACCCGAUACCGAGACUACUGAAGUAAGCUCAAACUCAGAGCCUGCUGAUGAUAGCUCCGAUGUUGAGGCUGCUGACGAUAGCUCCGAUUCUGAGACUGCUGAGAUGAGCUCAGAUACUGAGACUGCUGAGAUGAGCUCUGGUUCUAAAACUGCUGAAGUGAUCCCAGGAUCUGAGGCUGCUGAGGUGAGCUCAGACUCCGAGACUGCUGAGAUGAGUUCUGAUGCUCAGCCUGCUGAAGUGAGCUCGGAUACCGCGACUGCUGAAGUGAUCCCAGGAUCUGAGCCUGCUGAAGGUUCCCAGGCUGCUGCAGACCCUGUUGUUGCUGAUGCUGGGGAAGUGAGCCCUAACUCCGAGGAUGAAGGAAGUUCGGUUUCAGAUACUUCUGCGUUGAACUCGGAUGCUGAAGCUGCCAAUCCCAUCUCCGAUUCUGAUGGCGCCGCAGCUAUUCCCGGUUCGGAGGUGAAUGCUGAUGGCUCUAUUCCAGAGACAACUGACAUAAGUUCCACCUCUGAGACUGUUGCCGCCAGCCCAGACUCUGAGCCUGCUGAAGUAAGCCCUGAUGCCGGGAUGAGCUCGGAUUCUGAAACUGCUGAAGUGAACUCCGAUGCUGAUACGUCUGAGGCGGGCCCAGAUACUGAGCCCGCUGCAGUAAGCUCUUAUUCCGAGCCUGCUGAAGUGAACUCCGAUGCCGAGCCCGCGGAUAUGGCUCCUGAUUCUGCUCCCACUGAAGUGAGCUCUGACGACGAGCCUGCUGAAGUGAGCUCGGAUGCUGUCACUGCUGGAACGGGCCCAGACAUGGUUGGAGUAACCUCUGAUGAUCAGGCUGCUAAAGAUAGUUCUGAUAUGUCGCCUGCUGAAGUGAGCGCCGACUCUGAAGCUGCUGAGAUAAACUCAGACUCGGGAGCUACCGACACGAUGUCCGACCCUGAGGCCCCUGAGGUGAUCUCUGAUGUCCAGAAUGCUGAAAUGAGCUCCGAUGCUGAGCCUGAGGCAGUAAACCCAGACACUGAGACUCCUGAAGUGAACCCUGAUAUUGUGACUGCUGAUGUGAGCUCCGACGCUGAUGCUGGUGAAGCUAGCUCUGGUUCUGAGACUGCUGAAGUGAGCCCAGGAUCUGAGACUGCUGACAUGAGUUCAGAUUCCGAUGCUGUCGAAGUUAGCCCUGAUGUCGAGUCCGCCGAAGUAAGCUCUGAUUCUGUACCUGCUGACGUGAGCUCUGCUGCUGAGAUUGCCGACGUGAGCCCAGUCUCUGAAACUGCUGAAGUGAGCUCAGACUCUGAGGCUUCCGAAGUGAACUCAGAUGCUGAGACUGACGAGAUGAGCAAAGUCUCUGAAACUGCUGAAGUAAGCUCUUCUGAUGCCGAGCCUGCUCAGGUGAACUCUGAUUCUGAGCCCAUGAGAUUAGGCGCUGAUACUGCUGAAGUGAGUGCCGAUGCUGAGCCUACUGAAUUGAGUUCUGAUUCUGAGACUCCCGAAGUGAAUGCUGAUACUGAGACCGUAAGUGCAGACUCUGACACUGAUUCUCAGACUGCUGAAGUGAGCCCUGUCUCUGCCGAGGUCAGUUCUGAUACUGCUGAAAUGAGCUCCGAUUCUCAAACUUCUUCAGUGAGUUCCGAUGCUGAGCCCAUGGAAGUGAGCCCCGGCUCUGUCGAGACUAGUUCUGAUGCUAAUACCGCGGAGGCUGUGCCCACCUCUGACAAUACUGAAACCGACAUCGCUUCUGAGGACAUCGAAACCUCCCUCACCAACGCCGUCCUGCCAGCAAACGGUCUCUUCUGGUACCCGAACAAGCAGAAUUCCCAGGAGACCGCUCCUCUGGACUCUCUCGUCCCUCUGACGGCCAUAUCUCAGUCAGGUUUCGUUCCAGCGAGGAGACCCGACGCCCCCGAGCAGCAGGGGUACCUCUCGUCAGCAGAGUCUGAAGUGGUGGAGGUCGACAAGGAGGAUAUCCUGCAGACGAUCAAGGAUAACAUGCCGGAGGGAGUGGUGAUCGGAAAACCGGUCGAGAGUCCUGAGCAGGCACCUGAGGGUGAGACCGCUCCACUUAGCUCGGAGAGCGAUCUUACCUCGGAUAUGGGAGUAAACCCGGAGAAUGAAGUGGGUUCAGCUAUUGCGGAGAGCUCAACGACUGCCGAGGAUUCCCAGACUGAUCUUGGCUCAGAGGCCGGAGUGAACGCUGAUACAGCGGCGAGCCCAGAGGACGGAGCCAGCUCGGUUACCGCGGAUAGCUCAGCGACUGCCGUGGGCCCAGAGGCUGAAAUUACCUCUGACUCUGCAGCUCCUGUGUCGGACACUGAAGAUGCUGAGGUCAUUCCUCCGGGAGCGGAGGCCCCUCUGGCAGAAGAAAAAGUGGACACUGUCUCCCCGGUUCAGACCGAAGUCCCUAUCUCAGAGACCGAAGAGCCUUCUUCAGUUCAGGCUGGAGAACCGUCUCCAGUCCAGUCUAAAGAACCUAUGCCUGCUCAGUUCAAAGACCCUUCUCAAAACCAGGAUGUAGAAACGGCACCAGUUCAGUCUGAAGAACAAUCCAUGGAUCAGCCUGAGGAGACUUCUCCAGUCCAGACUGAGGGACAAUCCACAGUUCAGUCUGAUAACUCUCCAGUUCAGCCGCAAGUACCCUCACCAGUUCAGACUGAGGAGCCAUCGCCCAUGCAGACUGAAGUACAGUCACCAGUGCAGACUGAAGAGCCCUCUCCACUCCAGCCUCAAGAACCUGUUCAAGUUCCGCAACAAGCGCCUUCUCCUGUUCAACCUGUCGAACCAGUUCCAUCCCAGCCCCAGAUUCCGUCCCUCGGGCAGAUCACUUCACCCUCUCAACCCUUGUACGGCCAAUCUGGCGCCCCAGGACAGAGUGCUACGGACGUUAUCAACACCAUUCAGGGCAUCGUCACAGAACAGCAGGAGCAGCUCCCCAGCUCUGACAGUCCUGCGCUGCCGGCGAGCGAUGCGGCCAGUCUGCCUGGAGGAGCGGGUGAUGUAUCGGGGGUCAUCAGUGCCAUCCAGGGCAUAGUGAAGGAGGAGACUGCUGCACAUGAGGAGGUCAGUGGAGACGCGCCGGUGGUGGCUGAUGAGCCUCAGACUGCUGAGCCUGAAGAUCCGAUGAAUGUUAAGACUAAGGAGACUGAAGUACCGACUGGAGUUGAUACUGAAGGACCGACUGAUGAGACUGAAGUACCGACCAAGAUGGAGACUGGAGAGACUGACGUACCGACUGAAGCCCAGACUGGAGAGACUGACGUACCAACUGAAGCUCAGACUGCAGAGACUGAAGUACCGACUGAAGCUCAGACUGGAGCGGCUGGAAUACCAACUGAAGCUCAGAUUGGAGAGACUGGAGUACCGACUGAAGAUCAGAAUGGAGAGGCUGGAAUACCGACUGAGGCUGGGUCUGGAGAAGCUGAAGGCGUACUAGGAACAGAGUUCGUCGCACCCGAAGAUCUAUCGCAGAAUGAGAUUGCCCAGCCUGAAGAGCCCCUAGACGAGCUCGCCGGGCCUGAGGAUAUGCUAGAGCCUGAACUAGCCGCACCUGAAGACCUAUCGCCGAACGAGAUAGCCGAGCCUGAAGCUCCUCUAGAGCAGCCUGGCGAUGCUCCUCAGUAUCUGCCUCAGCCGGUGGACUCGGAGACACCGCUGAGGCAGCCGGCUGGUGUUCCUGAGCAGCCGGCUGUCGCUCCUCAGACAGGCAGCGUUCCUGCCCAGCCGGGCAGCGUUCCUGCUCAACCGGCCGUCCCUGCCCAGCCUGCCGUCCCUGCCGCUGGCCCGACGCCAGGCCAGCGGCCGGUCCUUCCGUCUAUACCAUCCCACGUUACCGAGGACGAGCUGAUGGCGAUUAUCAGUCAGGAGGACCUCUCCUCCCUCGGCCUGUCACAGAGCCAGCUGCUGGCGCUGCUGACCGGAUCUCUCCCCGCCGGUCUGCUGCCGGUGUCCGGACAGGAGGCGUUCGUACCCGUCCGCAGCCCGGGAGCGGUGGACGCGGGAGUCGUGCCGCCCUCUGCCUACCCGCAGCUGCCGACUGGACAGGGAGUGUCGACCGGCUCAGUCCCCGUGAUCCCCACCUCUCCUCUUUCUCCCGCCUCAGUUUCUGUAUCCGCCCCUGUCAUCAUCCCUGUCUCCGCCCCUGCUUCUGUCCCCGCUCCUGGAACUCCACCGGUCAGAGAGGACCUCACACCAUCUUCUCCGUCACCCAGCGCUGUCGCUACCCCCAUCGCCCCAGCUCCACAGUCCGCCCCAUCCCCUUCCGCCCCUGCGAGCGGUGCACCAUCUCCACCGAUCCAGUCCGUGCCAGCCACACAGGGAGCGCAGACUCCGACUAGAGAUGAUCCCGUGCUUGGGGUUACGGCAGGACAGAUCGCAGGGGAGCUGACCGACUGCCUCGGAACAGAGUGCGCCAUGGGAAAGAUCAUCGCUGAUGCGCUUCGCUGGAGGCUGAGAGCCGAAGUCGAAGGAACGUUUGUGGCCAGCGAUGUCUUCCAAGGCUCCUGGCAAGGUGAAAUCCGAAGGUCGGACAUUAUCUCCGUCGUGAGAAACAAUCCCAGGAUCUCGAUUGUGACAAUCGAGGGAUCGCGCUUUGAGGACUUCAUCCGUGUCCUGGAGGGAAGCCCGUUGUUCUUCCAUAUGUCGGGUGUCCGUCUCACGGUCAGUCCGCAGAUGGACAUCAGCGUCUCUGUGCUGUGCGAGGGCUGCGGGCCCACGCCCUACCAGCCCAUCAACACGGCCAAGCCGUACGUGUUGGCCUUCCUGACUGGUGCAGAUAAUCGGCUGUUCGAGUCGACUGUCUUCGCCGACGUCCGGCCGCUGACGCUGAGCCUCACCGAUGACGUCCUGGUGCCAUACGUCGAGGCGAAUCGGUUCGUCUCCCCGCCGACCGACGACCGUAUCAUUUUCGCCGGCACACCGGCUCCAACUCGAGUGGACACAUCUGCCGACGCGCCACAGGGAGCAGCCCCGGCCCAGCGGCCUACUCAGCUUCUUACUGAGGAGGAUCGUCUGGAGGCGCUCAAACAGCAGUACCUGAGCGACAUCCUGGCAGUAGCCGAGGAUGCGGAUGCCGCGGAGGGUCCUACCGAUCCUCAGCAGUUGCUACAGCAGCUGACGGAGCUGCAGCAGCAGUACCAGCAGGCCGCGCCGGCAGUGGUGGCGGCUGCGACGCCGAGUGAUCUAGAUCAGCUAGCGCUGCUUCAGCAGGAGUACGCCCCGGCGGGUGGAGUGGCUAGUGUCGCCCCGGUUAGGGCCGGUUCUCUGGCGCCGGCGGCGGAGACAACUCAGACCCGCCCGGUCGGUGUGGCUCAGUCGACUGCUACCCAGAGUCAAACCCCGGCGGCGGAGCUUACGGACAUCGAGAGGCUGGCCCUGCUGCAGCAGCAGUACGCCCAGGCUGACGAGAGUGUAGCUCCUGUGAGAGCGGGCUCUACGUCAGCCACUGCUCCGGUCAACAGUGGAGCCCAGACUGUCCCCUCUCGACCGGCGGUGACCGUCCAGCGCCGCCCGGUGGCCCGCCCGGCAGACCCGGCCGAACCUCCGGCUGACGAGCUGACCAAGCUACAGGAGCUGUUCGCCCUACAACAGCAGUACGGAGCUACUGGAACGGCGCCUGAUCCGGUCAUCGCCUCCCAGGUAAACCCGGUUCACUUUGGAUCGGCUGCGCCGGGUGCUGAGGUGGUACCGCAGACUUCUGUACCACAUCCUUCUGUGUCUCGGCCGUCAGUACCUCAGACGUCUGUACCUCGCCCUUCGGUACCUCAUCCCUCGGCACCUCGUCCGUCGGUACCUCGUCCUUCCGUGCCAUACGCUUCAGUUCAGCAAACAUCAGUACCUCGCCCUUCAGUACCGUACGGUUCAGUACAGCAGACAUCAGUACCGUACGGUUCAGUACAGCAGGCAUCAGUACCGUAUGCUACAGUGCAGCAAACAUCAGUGCCUCACCCGUCGGUACAGCAGACUUCUGUGCCAUACGUUUCAGUACCCCAAUAUCAGCAAGCUCACGCGCAGCUCUCCUCCGCAGCUCCGGCAGUAGAGAACGUCCAGCCCGCCUACGCACCUGCCGUGCAGUACGUGCAACUGAGCGCGCCUCACGAAUCGGUGGCGUAUUCUCCGGAACAUCAGCAAGUUCAUCUGGCAGUGGGAAGUGCGGAGCCGUCGGAGUUGGCCGAGUAUCAGGAGCACGCGCUGACGGCUUAUCAGCAUGCAGUGGCGUCCGGGCAGUCGGAUGAUGUACAAGUUGUAAGGCUGGUUGAAAAGCAGGUGGAACAUGAAGCACAGCCGUACUAUGAUCAGGUUGUACCGCACAAGCCUCAGUAUGCACAGCUUGUGCAGCAAGAAGUACAGCCUCAGUAUGCUCAGGUUGUGCAGCAAGAGGUGCCCGUAGAACACGUUCAGGUUGUACAACAGGAGGACGUGCAACCUCAGUACGUUCAGGUUAUUGAGCACGAGCAGCCCCAGUACGCUCAGGUUGUACAACAUGAAGUCCCUGUGCAGCAAGUACAGGUAGUUCAACACGAGGUUCCAGUUCACGAAGUCCAGGCGCAAUUCGUUCCCACAGUUCAGCACGUCGUGAAGCCCGUGCACGCUCAGGGCGUAGCUCAGGCUCUUCACGUCACCCUGGACGAGGCACAGCCGGCGUCGGAGGUCCAUGUCAGCGUGGCGCGUCCGCACCACGCGGAGACGGCCGCCCUACAGCAGGCCGCUCUAGUCGGCUACCAGCAGCACUACGCCCCGGAGAAGGUGCAGACGGUGGUGGCCGUCCCACAGGAGGUCCAGCACGUCCAGCAGGUCCAGCAUGUUCAGCCAGUCCAAGCAGAGGAGUAUGUUGAAGUGGUGCCUCACGUGCUAGCCUCGACAGAGCACGGCGAUCCGUACGCCACGGUCGAAGCCGUCCACGUGCAGCAGUACACCCCGCAGCAGGUGGCUACGCUGCUGGCACUCCAACAACAGCAACAGCAGGAGGAUGGCAGCGGCACCAGCAUCUCCAGCCUGCUGGCGCAGAAGUUGAAGACGCUACAGGGCAUGCCGGCCAAGGCGGUGCUCGGGUUUCCGGUGAUGCUUCUGUUGGCUAGCUUGACAGCGGGAGCGCUUAUCUAACGGGUGACUCCACUCGCUUAAGUGGUAUUCAUAUGACAGUGUAGUGAAACCUCAGUUGCUGCGGUUCUACAGAAGGCAGCAGCAGGUGACAAAGACAAUGUCCCUCGGCAGUCACUGUUUACUGAGGCGCCAGGGGUAGACUAUAAUCCGUCCGUGUGAAGACAGACGUUAUGACGCUGUCACGCUCAACGCUAUCACCGCCAGUGUAAAACUAGCGCUCAAUCUCUUCGGGUUGUGUGGUCGUCGCUUUUCGGGCGUCGUCGAUGGUUUUGUUGAACAGGGCUAAAUGGGUCCAAUAUGGAUACGUGGAGGCAUUUGCAUGCUGGCAUUUGGCAUUUGUGCGCUAGUGGUGUCAACCUGAGGUAUAAUGGGCAUAUUUUAUGAGCAGGUAUAAUGUGGUUUUACGUGUGCCAAAUGUGCCGCUUUUGUAACACGGGCAAUUCCUACUGAUGUGCUGUUUUGUACAGUUGUUAUUUAUUUAUUGUGUAUAUGCAUGUCUAUUUAUUGAAAGUGUGAUUAACAUUUUCUACCAAUAAAAGAAAUGAUAUCCAAAA
This is a messenger RNA of Amphibalanus amphitrite, 12516 nucleotides long. RefSeq names its product titin-like. Gene Ontology annotation, molecular function: hydrolase activity. The record is from RefSeq and is a predicted model, not a curated record. Gene Ontology annotation, biological process: nucleotide catabolic process. NCBI's taxonomy places the organism in Eukaryota, Metazoa, Arthropoda, Thecostraca, Balanomorpha, Balanidae. The transcript has 11 exons. Bases 458 to 11962 code for a protein of 3834 amino acids.